Messenger RNA from Eurytemora carolleeae, 2693 nucleotides. Its product is annotated as protein sickie. NCBI's taxonomy places the organism in Eukaryota, Metazoa, Arthropoda, Copepoda, Calanoida, Temoridae. Gene Ontology annotation, molecular function: protein binding. The transcript is spliced from 4 exons. Bases 367 to 2487 code for a protein of 706 amino acids. The record is from RefSeq and is a predicted model, not a curated record. Gene Ontology annotation, biological process: neurogenesis; nervous system development.
CUAAUAAAGCUUGAUGACAGGAUUAUUGAGUGGAAUAACAGUGUUUAUGGAUCGAUAAAGGACUACCCUACCAACCCUACAGUUUUCACCUUAUACCUACCCCCCCCCACACACCCCUCUUCCAAUACAGCUCAAUCAAUCAACCGGUUGAGUCAUUUCCUCAAUAGUUGGGUGACACACAAACCUACAAACAGGAGAUGAUAAUCCUUCCACUGUAAUCAUCAGUUACACUAAUCCUACACUGAUAAUCCUACAGUGCAGUGCUAAGGAUUUAUGUAAAACUGAGAAAAUCUGCGAAACCUAGGAAUCCAGCAACGCUGAGAAAAUUCGACAUAAUAAAUUCAAAGAAAAUACUGCGGCUUAAACAUGGCUUGUUUGAGACCAGUUUCAUCCGAGAGUACGGAUUCAAAAAGUCAGAAAUCUAUCAUUGAGAUCUACACAGACUGGGCGAACCAUUAUCUGGAUAAAACUAAAGGAAAGAAACGUAUCUCCGAUCUCCAGACUGAACUGUCAGAUGGAAUUAUUCUCUCCGAGGUUAUUGAGGCCGUGACUCAACAGAAAAUUCCAGAUAUCAACAAAAAACCCAAAACUAAUGCUGCAAUGGUGACUAAUAUCCAGGCAUGUUUAAAUUUUCUCCGGGCUAAAGGAGUAGCAGUGGAGGAUAUACUACCGGAGGAAAUACGAGAAGGAAACCUAAAAGCAAUCCUAGGAUUGUUUUUUCAACUUUCUAGGUUUAAACAACAACAGAAGCAUCUGACGGGUAUACAGAGAGGUUCUGUACCGAAUUCUCCUGCCAAGUUGAGCAGUAUUCCCAUCCCAGGUUCCGGUUUGUCCCCUAAGAGAGGGGGAGAGAAUAAGAAAGUAGAGAUCCAGGGAAACAGAAGCUUUCUACCGGGUAAAUCAAAUAGCAUCCCGACUGCAGUAAAACAGGGGGAAAACCUGGGGAAACUGGGGGAUAAACCCGGGAUAAAACCCCCAACAGGGAGAACCGAAAGAAAUGGGAUAAUCCCUACACACUAUGAUCAAAGCGGAAAUACUAAGCAGAGUAUGCUGGAAAGAUUAAAGAUUGGUCGAACCUCACAUAUAUCCGGGUCUUCAAUUAAACCAGGUUUGGGUAAAAGAACCUCUAGUUCUAGCGGGUUCAGCUCAGCUAGAUCCGAUCAAAGUGAAUCAAGCAUUAGUUUAAGCAGUGAUACUAACUUCCCCUCUCCAUCUGCUCUUAGAAGGAUCCAGGAAAACCAAGAGAUCGUUCAAGCCGAUCAAGCUAGACGCUCUGGAAUAAGAAAUAAGCUCACACGAGCUCAAUCCAAGGAUAAUUCCUGUUCUCCGAAACGAUCCCCGAAGUUGGGACGAAACUCCGGAGUAACGGAAAUCAAAGAUUACGGUCCGAUUGAUGAGAGCAGGGUUGGAUCAAAACCAGAGAAUUAUCCUCCCCACGCAUACUCUAGAUCUAAUAGUGGUAUAUCCUUCAAACAUACAAAUAUAUCCUCCAGUGAAGGAUAUAGGAGGGAUCAGCAAACUUUCAUAUCCUCGCCGGUCAAAACCUCAAGAAUGGGGACAGGUAUCCCAGCUCCGGGUAGGCUAGGAGCAGAGAUAGGGAAACCUCCCUCAUCUCCAGCUCCUAGCAAACAACCAGGAGCAUGUAAACCUCCCCCGCCUCCGCUUCGAACCCAUUCAAUAUCACAGGAUCCCAAGGCACAGGAUGGAACUGGUUCUCUCUCAGAAAAACAGGUCCUGUCAGAAGUAUCAGCUCAAAAUGAUAAGAUGGAGAACGAUAGAAGUUCCGUGACAGGAAACUCACAAAACAGUUCUCCCUCUCAUCAGAGUAAAACCUGUAGUUUGCCCCGGCAGAAGCGUCGAGGAGAUAUGACUCCGGGUCCAAAUGUUGCAAUCGUGUCUCCGAUGCCGUCCUUGAAGAGAUCAGAUAAGAUGAGCAAGGAAGAGAACUGUAAGAAGGAGGAUACUGAGGAUCCAAUGCAAGGGAUUGCUCCCAUGGCUCCCUUGGGAUUUUUCCGUGGAAGGAACGGCGGAGAGAUUAUGGGAGGAGGACGAGAUAUUGGGAGUAUGCAGACUGUGAACACUGCUCUUGUUACAGGUUGUGGAGAACAAGGAUAUAUGUCGGACUCAGACGUUUGCCGGAGAAGGGGUAAUAUGGACUCCGGGUAUAUAAGCGAGGGCGGAGUAGAUACCUAUCUCCGGGGGCGGAACAAGGCGGAUGAUGGAUAUGCUAGUGAGGGAGGGGCGGAGUUCUAUAAUAAGAAGAUAGAACAAAGAAUGGCGUAUGAACGGCAGAGAGAGGAUGCUGAGAAAGCGUAUCUUGAGAUGGCUGGGAAAUCAGGGAAACAUAAACCACUCCCACAGGUUCUAGGACGACAGGGAUCCGUUCACGAAGGGGAUCAGGGGCUUGGUCGAGUAGAACAGGUUUACAAGGUUGUCGGAGGAAGAAGAAACGUGGAGAAAGCAGAUUCAGGUUCGAUUUAUAUUUAAUUUUUUAGAAUCAACAAUCUUAAUAUCAUUAUUAAAUAAAUUCCAAAGAUAUCUUAACACUCUUCUUUUCCUCCUUAUUUCUCCCCUCACAUCACCCACCCUAACCACAUAAAUUAGUUUUCAACACUUCAAAGGAAUUGUGAAUUCAAUGAAGAUUUAGUAGCUUUAUAAAUCCUUGGUUUUCUUCCUUUAUCUGGGCCCGGUUU